This is a messenger RNA of Solenopsis invicta (red fire ant), 645 nucleotides long. RefSeq names its product putative nuclease HARBI1. NCBI's taxonomy places the organism in Eukaryota, Metazoa, Arthropoda, Insecta, Hymenoptera, Formicidae. The coding region runs from base 1 to 645 and encodes 214 amino acids. The record is from RefSeq and is a predicted model, not a curated record. The transcript has 3 exons.
AUGGACUCCUACAGAUCUGUUUGCAAUCAAUUUAAUGUUGGAAGAGCAACUGCACUUCGAGCUGUACGAAGAAUCACACAUGGACUUUUCUUAAAACCUUCCACAUUUAUUAAAUGGCCUACUGGUGAUCUAGCUGUAAAGAUUAUGCGAGGAUUCAAGGAAAGCAGUAGCUUUCCAAAAACUGUUGGGGCCAUUGAUGGUACCCAUAUUCGGAUUGAUGCGCCAAAAGAAAACUCUUUGGUGUGUGAUCACAGAAUGUUGAUCACACACUGUUAUGCUAGGCAUCCUGGCUCAGUCUAUGAUCAGCGAGUUUUUCGUCAAUCAGAGGUAGCAAAUUAUUUGAAUGACGAAGAGAAAUUUCCAGCUGACAGUCACAUAUUGGGAGAUGCCGCAUAUGAGAUUCAUCAACACUUAUUAACUCCUUACAGAGACAACGGAUACCUCACAGCAAAACAGAUUAAUUAUAAUUAUCGCUUGUCAGUAGCCAGAGUAACAGAAAGAUGCAUCGGUCUCUUAAAAAGGUAUGAGGAACUCCUCAUUGAGGAACUCCUCAUUACAUUGUCCACCUAUGUCAAGAGUAGACGUAAUGGCGGAAUAUGUGAUUGCAUGCUGUGUGAUCCACAAUAUCUGUACAUUAAGAAGUGA